Durusdinium trenchii is the source of this 1351-nucleotide messenger RNA. NCBI's taxonomy places the organism in Eukaryota, Dinophyceae, Suessiales, Symbiodiniaceae. The record is from the annotation of a GenBank genome assembly.
CUAGAUUCUCUGGAUUCUAUUCUCCAUUAUUCGGGCCCCGUGGUGUUGAGCAAAUUGUAUCGAGCUGUCAAGCAACUUUCGUUGGUGACUGCUGCUUGGACCUGAAGGCCCUGGCAGCUUGAGUUCAAUGAAUGACUACAGCAAAUGGGAAAAGCUGUCAGAUGAGGACGAGGAGGAACGCCAGGAAAAGGAAGCUGAACUCAGCCGAGCAGAGUUUCAUGAGGCAUGCAGAGAAGAGCAUGCAAUAGUGGAACAAUGGCUGAAGCGAAACAUGAAUCAGCUCUCAAGAUUGGAGGCCGAGUCCAAGCAGCAAAAGGAUCCUCAUGCUCCGCCAGAGCUGAUCAGGAAUAGCAUGGCAAGAUAUCGGAAGGCCAGCAAAGAUGACUUGAGAGUGCUAAGCAUGCUGAUGGUGUUGAGCCAUUUUGACGAGGGAGAGACAAACCUCACACGGCACCCCCAACUGUUGGACCUGGUCCGGCAAAAUCGUUGGCUUGAGGAGGAUCCUGGCACACUGGAAUUGAUUUGCCGCAUUCACAACCUCCACAUGAAGAAUGCCGAGGACUCCAGCAGGCCACCUGUUGCUCCAGGUCAAGAGAAGUUGGAGAACAGGUUCCGACAUAUGUGCUUGAGCGCUGCAAAUACAAUAGCUGCUGCCAGAAAAUCUGGUUGCUCAGGUGGCCUCCUUGAGGUCAUCAACACCAUUUGCACGCCAAAGACUCCGAAGGCACAGGAGAUGCGCUUGAAGUGGCAGAAGAAGGAGUUUGGCAAAGACGCAUUGUUUGAUUCUCUCUUCCCAGACUUGAAGCAGUUCAAGGAUGACUAUGAUAACAACGACAGUUGGUGGGACAUUUGGCUGAUGCUGGGCUUUAUGCUACUUCUGGUGUUAGGCACGCUUUGAGAUGCCUGUGGAACAACCCUAAGGGCAAUUGUUUAUUCUAGCUAUCCCGAGUAUUAUUGCGGUCUAAACGAAGCUCUGGACAGCAAAAACAACCUGGCUUGCUCUCCAAGAGUAGAACGGAAUUGGAGAUUGCAGGCCAAGUUGCAUAGGUGGGAAGGAUUUGGUGCCUAAUUACCAGAACGAAAGUUGUGCUGUGAUGCGUUGUGUAGGCUUGGCUGCUUUCUUCUUCUACGGACUGCCUCGUUCGAGUGCGAAGACGACGACCAGCACUACAUCAAUCGGAACAGAGCCUACCAAAUCACUUGGCGGUGAGCUGUGAGUGUAGGCAUAUUGGAGACUCCGGGCUUGCCGCAAAGGCUGGUCCUGCAGCUGACAAGGAGGACAUGACGCUUCAGCUCAAGCUCCAAAAGACAUGGAGCCAAAGUGAGAAUGCAGAGUGUGCGAGCAUCAAAA